Molecule: messenger RNA, 6046 nt
Organism: Mauremys reevesii (Reeves's turtle)
Lineage: Eukaryota; Metazoa; Chordata; Testudines; Geoemydidae
Gene: LMBRD2
Product: LMBR1 domain containing 2
Exons: 18
Coding region: 320-2419 (699 amino acids)
Biological process (GO): adrenergic receptor signaling pathway
Cellular component (GO): membrane
Source: RefSeq, a predicted model, not a curated record
CGUCGGUCGAUGACGCUGUUGGACGGCGAGCGAUUGGCCAAAGGGACAUGUCAGCAGCUGGGGAACCGGCUGCCCCAGUCGCGGUGACACGGAGGCAGCCGGGCCCCAAGGGAACUGUCGCCGGUUGCUGUGGCGCAGUUUGAAACCCCGCUUCGGACCUGGGCCGUCGGUCGCUGAGCCAGGCGCCCGGGGCAGCAGCCGCAGCCGGGGGAGGAUGGAGAGGGGCAGAGUCUGGCGGAGGCCCCGGUGCUGAGAGAGUGGCUCAGCCCAGUUAUGAUCCAAGUGAGCUGCAUUGGCUGGUUAGAGUGAAUAUUUAAUAAUGAGUGGAGCAGCUUUGGGUAUCGAGAUAAUAUUUGUCUUUUUUCUGGCUUUAUUCAUACUUCAUCGGUAUGGAGACUUCAAGAAACAACAUAGACUUGUGAUCAUAGCAACACUGCUGGCUUGGUAUCUCUGCUUUCUUAUAGUAUUUAUAUUGCCUCUGGAUGUUAGUACGACUAUAUACAAUCGAUGCAAACUUGCUGUUAACUCCAGCCCACCAGAAAGCAGCAGCAGCAACAACAUCAUCAUCAAUGGAUCUUACCCUACUUCUGCUCCAAGAAAACAUAGGUGUUCCAAACCAUGGAGUUAUAUCCCUGAUGGAAUUAUGCCAAUCUUCUGGCGUGUAGUAUACUGGACAUCACAGUUCUUAACCUGGAUACUCUUACCUUUCAUGCAGUCGUAUGCUAGAUCAGGAGGGUUCUCCAUUACUGGAAAGAUUAAAACUGCAUUGAUUGAGAAUGCAAUCUAUUAUGGCACUUACUUGCUGAUUUUUGGAGCAUUUUUAAUAUACGUGGCUGUAAAUCCAAAUUUCAAUCUACAAUGGAACCAGCUUCAGACAAUUGGGAUAGCAGCUGCCAACACCUGGGGUCUUUUCCUUCUUGUGUUGUUGUUGGGGUAUGGUUUGGUGGAAAUUCCACGUUCUCACUGGAAUGGAGCAAAAAGGGGGUACCUUCUUAUGAAGACUUAUUUCAAGGUUGCCAAACUGAUGACUGAAAAAGCAGAUGCAGAGGAGAACUUAGAGGAUAUUAUGGAGGAAGUCCGUAAAGUGAAUGAGAGUAUCAAGUAUAAUCACCCUUUGAGAAAAUGUGUUGAUACAAUAUUGAAAAAGUGUCCUACUGAAUACCAGGAAAGAAUGGGUAGGAACAUGGAUGACUAUGAAGAUUUUGAUGACAGGCAAAACAACUAUCCAAGUGAGAAAAGUCUGGUCAAACUUCACAAACAGGUAAUUUAUUCAGUUCAGAGACACCGUCGUACGCAGGUGCAGUGGCGAAUUCUUUUAGAACAAGCAUUCUACUUGGAGGAUGUGGCGAAAAAUGAAACGAGUGCAACUCGUCAGUUUGUUCAUACUUUUCAGUUCCAAGAAUCUGAAAACAGAAUUACCCGAUAUUUCUACACACCAACUGUUGAAUGGUACUGGGAAUGUCUCCUUCGGCCAUGGUUUUACAGAAUUCUUGCUAUUGUUUUGGCCACAUUCUCUGUAAUUGUUGUGUGGUCAGAGUGCACAUUUUUCAGCACUAAUCCAGUUCUGUCCUUGUUUGCUGUCUUCAUACAACUGGCAGAAAAAACGUACAACUAUAUGUGCAUAGAGAUGGCUUGCUUCCUUACCAUCUUCUUCUUAAGUAUCUGUGUUUACUCAACUGUCUUCAGGAUUCGUGUAUUUAAUUAUUAUUAUUUAGCUUCGCACCAUCAGACUGAUGCAUACAGUCUCCUUUUCAGUGGCAUGUUAUUCUGCCGUUUAACUCCACCACUGUGUCUGAAUUUCUUGGGUUUGACUCACAUGGAUUCAUCAAUCUCUCACAAAAACACUCAGGCAACUGCAUAUACAUCAAUAAUGGGCUCCAUGAGAGUGUUGUCUUUCAUUGCAGAUGGGUUUUAUAUAUAUUAUCCCAUGCUGGUUGUCAUUCUCUGUAUUGCUACUUACUUCAGCUUAGGAACUCGUUGUUUGAAUCUGCUGGGGUUCCAACAGUUCAUGGGAGACAAUGAAAUGACCUCUGACUUUAUUGAUGAAGGAAAGGAGUUAAUCAGAAGAGAGAAAAGAAAACGGCAAAGGCAGGAAGAAGGUGAAAAUAGAAGAAGGGAAUGGAAAGAGCGAUAUGGAAACAGCCGAGAAGAUUCCACUAGAAAUAGAAAUGUUCACCCAGACCAAAAAGAAUCUAGUUUCUCAGAGACCAACGCAAGCAGACCCAUGUCUAAGUAUACCAGGUCAAAUGGCAGGACCGAAAGGGAUAGAAUAGAACUCCUCCAAGAUGCGGAACCUUUGGAUUUUAAUGCGGAUUCAGUUAGUGAUGAUCCUCUUGAUCAUCCUCUUGACUCAGGAAGGUAUCAGCCUGGUGGAAGGUAUUUAUCAAUGUCACGAAGCCGAAUAUUUGAUGAUGUCUAAUCCCUUCAUAGUUUAUGAAAACUUAAUAGAAAUCAAAGUCUGCUACUCAUUAUUUGAAAAACACUGUAACAUUUCUGAACCAAAAAGACCUUUUUCUUUAAUAAAAAAAUUGUGGAAAAUAAAGGAACAAUAAUAGUUAGAAAUGCACCUUGUAUAAUAACUUACUUACCAUGGGUUAGAGAAUACACCUCUUCCCCAAUAUAACGCAGUCCUCGGGAGCCAAAAAAUCUCACCGCCUUAUAGGUGAGACUGCAUUAUAUCAGGUUCGGUCCAGCUCCCCCAGUGGGGAUUUAAAGGGCCCAGUGCUCCAGCUGCUGCGGGGAGCCACGGUCCUUUUAAAUCACCGCCGGAGCUCUGGCAGCGGGGCUCGGGUGGGGAUUUAAAGGGCCUGGGGCUCCACACGAAUUCAGAUAUAACACAGUAAAGCAGCGGGGCUCAGGUGGCCCUUUAAAGGGCCAGGGGCUCCCCGCUGCUUUACCGCAUUAUAUCCGAAUUCGUGUUAUAUCGGGUCGCUUUCUAUUGGGGUAGAGCUGUAUUUGUAUUAACAGGCAUUGUUACACAGGGUGGGGUGGGUUUUGUUUUGUUCUUGGGGAGGCAAUAAAAUAAUUUUAAAAACCCUCGUUUAGUUAGCUAAAGGUGAACAUAGACUAAACAUGCAAAUAGGGCUCAAAUUGAACUAUAACUUAAGGUUUGGGGAUGGAUUUUUUUGUUGCUUUUGUUUUUAGUUUUGGAAGGAAUGUUUUUUUUUAAAAGAUGAUCUUAGAAAUAUAAUGUAGUUUUUAGUCAUCCUAAGUGAAAAGUUAAAUGAAGUACUGUAUUACACACUGUUAUUAAACAUCUUGUGAUUUGAAUUUUGCGCCUGAACCAGAGUCCACUGAAGUGAAAAGUCUUCCAUUGACUUCAGUGGCCUUUGCAUCAGGCCCUUUGUGAAUAGAAGGGAUCGAAAGGCAAUUCUGUAUACACGCGCUGGCAUAAAAUGUGGAAGGCUUACACAUCAGUCAUAAAAUCUGGAAUUUUUUCUCUUUCAAUAUUAUAUGCAGUUAAAUGGUAGCAUGUAUAAUUAAGAUUAAAUAUAAACAUAACUAUUUUUGCUAUCACUGUCAUUCAAGCAUGUGUGCAAUGACAGGAAUGCAUCUGGUGGCUGUUUAAGAAGACUUUUUACAGUAGUAGCAGUUGAAAAUCUUGGUGUAAGAGAAAUUUUAAUGUGAAAUUUAUCAGUUUUAAAUUAUAAUGUUACAGUUUUUCACAAACGUCUAGCACAGUGUAAAACUGGAGCUUUCCAUUUGAAGACGUGAACUAUGUAGCAUGAAUCAUUGUUGCUAAAUGCUUUUGACAUCACAACUGCACUGCACCAAGGUAUCUGUGUUUUUAAGGUACCUAUAUUUUGCAAUAAGUAGGCUCUUCAUUGCAAAAAGAAGUGCUUAUUCAUGCAAAUAAACACCAUAAAAAAUGCCAGUGAAUAACAGUGGAAAAAAUGCUGUCAUGCAAAUGAUUUUUGGGGGGAAAUAUGCUCAACUUAAAUUUUGCUUUGUUUGCAAUUUUCAGCCAAAGUUAGGUUAUAAGUUGACAUUUUUUUAAUCAUUUAGGAGUUUUCUCUUUGCAAAAUUAUGGUGAAAGCUGAAGCAUUAGAUCUCAUAACUAUUUUUCUUUUUCAUACUUGAAAGAUAGGCAACUCCUAAAACAUCUAGAAAUGGGAUUACACUGAAAAAUAGGUUUUCAUGGAUGAGGUGUUCCAUUUAGUAAUGGUCUGUUUUCUAAAAUCUGUGUUAAUGUGAUUCUAACCUGCUUUAAUGAAUAAUAAUUCAGAAGUUCAGAAAAUAAUACUACUUGUAGUGUAUUCUCUGCUUAUUUACAAUGAUUUGAGUAACUAUUUUGAAGGAUAGUGAAAUUCUGGUCCACUUCUAUAGAACCCAUUACGUAAAUAAAUAGACCUAUAAUAGCAGAUUAACUCUGAAUCAUUUCUUUAGAUACAUGUACUGUUCCUACUGAAAUCAGUGGGAACCUCAUUUGCAUCCAAGCGCAUAAAUUAUCUCUUAAAAGUGGGCCUGGAAGAAUUUUUUUCAAAAAGUGUUCUGGAGUUUGGGGAGUUCCUGCUCCUGUGUGUGUGGUUUUUUUUUUAACUUUAGAAAUCCAGGUCUUGUGUUCCCUGGAAGACUGGUGCUGUCAUUAGUUCUCCAAUGAUCAAAGACUAAAGCUGAACAAUUGAGAGUAAAGAAUUUUUUUAUUGUCGGUCUUUAUGUUAACACCUGUUUAACUCCAAUAACAAACAUUUUGGAGAAAGGAUCUUUAUUAAAUUCUCUCUAUCCCUCCUCUUCAAUCAAAGUAUGAUUACUGAAAAUACACAGGCUCUUUGGCACAUUCUCCUCCUCCUUUAAGUCUUCCAGCAAAACCAUGUGAGACUAGAUUUGGCAUUCCUAUUUUUAAAACAAUAAUACCUAAAGACCUGAAGGCUUGUUUUUAAACUUCAUAAAGAAGCCCUCCCCCCCACACCCCGCCCCCCUCAAAAGCACAAGCUCUUUAUUAAUGCAUUACAAGUCACAUUGAAGGGGAUCUAUUCUUAGUUCCACUGCUUUUAAGGAGAGAGAGAGAGAAUAAACUUCAUAGAAGGAAUACUGGAUACUCAUGAAGAGCCUGAUCCAGAUGUCAUUGUGAAAAUAGAACCUAGCCCUAAUGAGAGCUGCUCUUGCAAUCAUUUAAGUCAAUGGAAGUUUUCUUUGACUUCAGUGGGAGCAUGGUCAGACCCUUAUUAUAAGAACAUUAACUAGACCCCAUGUCUGGAUUCCCACUGAUAAUUUUCAAAGUAGAGCAUAAGCAUUUAGCCAGGUGACUCUAAUGUUAGUGGGACUCCAGUGAAUAAAACAUAAACCCCAACGUGGAAUUUUAACCCCCUAACUGUGGUGGGAAUUUCCUAGGUUUUGUUGUCUACUCCACGUGAUGGUGCAAUGAACUGAUUGUCUAGGGAUUGUCCAUAAAGCAUAGGAGUAGUUGCAUCACUGAUAGGAUGUUUUGUAUUAAAAUGUUGCUUUCAGAGUUUCACUAGGUUUUGAUUGUUAGCUAGAUGAUUGGGGUGAGAUUCUGAUACCACUGAAGAUAAUGGCAAAACUCGCAUUGACUUUUAAAACCAACAGUUGGAUUUUUAAUAAACAUCCUUGUACUAAUUAAUUUACACUCAGUUUGAAAAAGAAUUCUGUAUUGUUUCCGUGAAUGUAAACCUGGAAGAUAUAUCAGUGUUACCAUUUUGUGAGAGGACACAAUUGUGUAAGUACAUACUGUUUACUGAUAGAGUAAUUUAUUUUACUUGGUAAAUCUCAAAAAUAUGUAUAUAUUAUGUUCCUGUGCCACUAACACUCAAAAUUAGAAAGUCCAAAAAUAAUUGCAUUGUAAACUGUACUGUGAUUUGGGAGUCUGAACAAUAAGAUGUAUUUAUGCUGCCACUACAUAAACAUACUUAUUUGCAACUAAAGAGUAUGUAAAUCAUAUUUUCUUAUAAACUAAAAUAUCACUAUAUUAAAUUACAAGUAAUAUACACUUCCUAUCUUGCAUCAUGUUUUUCACACUGUUUGAUUUAUAAUUGUGAAAUAUGCCAAAAAAGUAGCAAGUUAAAUAAAAACUGUUUGGAUGCUGUCA